AUGUCAUCUUGCCGCGUAUAUCAGAAUCCCAAUGUGGCACAUGGCACAGUGGCCAAUGGUGGCGCAAAUUUCUGUCAGCGCGACGAGGAAUCCCGCACUGACAGGUCGAACAGCCUGCUUUUCCUGAUCGAAUGGCUGGUCGACAGCGUCAUCAUGCCGCAGAUCCAGUAUUCUGAGAAAUAUUUUGACGACGUCUACGAGUACAGGCAUGUAGUUCUCCCUCCUGAUGUGGCGAAGUUACUUCCGAAAAACAGGCUGCUGUCCGAGGCUGAAUGGAGGAGCAUUGGCGUGCAGCAAUCUAGAGGAUGGGUUCACUACGCUAUUCAUCGGCCCGAGCCUCACAUCAUGCUUUUCCGUCGGCCACUGAACUACGGACAGCAGGUUCCGCCAGCGACGCAGCAACUUCAGCAGCAAGUAGGGGCAUAA
Closterium sp. Yama58-4 is the source of this 426-nucleotide messenger RNA. The record is from the annotation of a GenBank genome assembly. NCBI's taxonomy places the organism in Eukaryota, Viridiplantae, Streptophyta, Zygnematophyceae, Desmidiales, Closteriaceae.